Stegodyphus dumicola is the source of this 1712-nucleotide messenger RNA. It is a transcript of the gene SCCRO3, whose product is annotated as defective in cullin neddylation 1 domain containing SCCRO3. Gene Ontology annotation, biological process: protein neddylation. Gene Ontology annotation, cellular component: ubiquitin ligase complex. The record is from RefSeq and is a predicted model, not a curated record. NCBI's taxonomy places the organism in Eukaryota, Metazoa, Arthropoda, Arachnida, Araneae, Eresidae. Gene Ontology annotation, molecular function: ubiquitin conjugating enzyme binding; cullin family protein binding; ubiquitin-like protein binding.
CAGUUCUGUAGACGCGCGCAGAGCGCACGUAUUCUUCUGACGUCAUAAAACACUGUCUGUAUUAUUAGCAAAGUUUUUAUUUUGCUCAAUAUGAAUGAGUUAGAUAUGAAAUCGUUACCGUGGAAGAUUAAAUAUUUUUAUGUUAUGAAAGGAAAAUGGAUAUUGCAAAAUGAAUGCAUCUAAAAUUUCGGUACAAAGAUAGUAAGGAGAUAGCAGGACAUUUGACAUUGGUUGCUCAUGAGAGGGCCAUGAUGAGAAAUCUUAGGUAGCUAUUGUAUCUAAUCUGUUUCUAGCCAUCCAAUGGGUAAGUGCCUUUCGUGCUGUCCAGCUACUCAGUCAGUUGUCACUCAGAACUGCGAUGAAAAAUUUACUGAUGUUGUCCAAAAUUCUGAAGCAGCAGAUCAUCAACCAGGAAUGAGUACUGGUGAUAUUCGUCGCUCUGAGAAAGGACGUUUUGAGACUCGUGCCAUUCCAAAUGGUACCACUGAAUCAAAUUCUAACAGUAAAAAUCUGAGCUUGACUGAAAAGCUGAUUUUUCCUAUUCUCAGUACAACAUGUAUUGAAAAUAAACGAACUAGUCAUUCUAACCGUGAAUUCUCAGAAAGCAAAAUAUUAGCCUUUUUUGAACAGUACAAAGACCCAAAUGAAAAUGCAGUUCUUGCAGAGGGUAUUGAACGUUUAUGCAAUGACCUCAAUGUUCCAUUAGAAGACUUUCGUGUGCUUCUUCUAGCCUGGAAAUUUAAUGCAAAGCACAUGUUUUGUUUUACAAAAGAAGAAUUCGUCAGUGGUUGCCGAAAUCUGAAAGCUGAUUGUGUCCAAGACAUUCAAGCAAGGUUUCCUGAAAUGAUGGCUGAAGCUCGAUCUCCAGAAAAAUUCAAAGACUUAUACCGUUUCACAUUUAAAUUUGGUCUUGAACCUGAUCAAAGAGUUUUGAUGUCAGAGAUGGCAAUACAGUUGUGGAAGCUAGUUUUCCAUGAAAAUGAACCUCCUAUUCUCCAUCGAUGGCUUAAUUUCUUAGAGAAACAUCCAAACGUGAGAGGUAUAUCUAAAGACACUUGGAAUAUGUUUUUAAACUUUUCUGAAUCAAUUGGUGAAGAUCUAAGUUCUUAUGAUGACACAGCUGCUUGGCCCAGUCUGUUUGAUGAUUUUGUUGAAUAUGAAAAUGACCAAACAAACCAGAAUGUUGUCCCAAGUAAAGAAAAAGGAAUAGUUGAUGUUAAUUAAAAAGGGAGGAUGAUAUGAGUAUGUGCUUGUACAUUUGUACUUAAUGAUAAUGAUUCUGCCUUAUAGUAUAUAUUGUGAUAUAACUGUGACGUGUUGUGAUCUUCGUGAUAUAGUUUUCCUUUAAGCUUGUCACUUUUACAAUGACCAUGGCUGUCUUAUUUUUAGUUUAAAAUUUCUUACUUUCUAUGCAGCUGCUAAUAUUUUUUUAAAGGCGUGGAGUCAUUUUAAAAAUGAUUUCUUGCUAUGAUUUGUGUGUCCAAGCACCUACUGCCAAGUCUCAGUGCCUUUGUUUUUUAAUUCUUAAUUUUAUUUGACCAUCAGACUGGGAUAAUAUUAAAUCUAUGGUGUAUACUCAUAAAAAAUAAUUCUGUCACUUAUGGAUAUCUGUAAAACUUAUGUUUAUGUAAUAUGUUGUUCUCAUUAAAAAUCACUGAAUUUAAUCAUUAAAAUUUCCAUAUCAAGAGAUAUGGUUCAUUUCAUUACAUAAA